AUGGCCCCACAAACGCAGGGGAAGUAUGGUGAUGCUAAUCAUCUUGCCAACCCCCAAAAUCCAUGUCUCAAGGCCUCGAUCGCCAAUACGGAACAAGAGAACAAAGCCAUUGCGGCACACGCGUCCGGAAUCAAGCCGAGACCAUGUCCUUGGGAACACCACGGCAUCGCAGGCACAUACGGGCGGCCAUCAUAUGCCGUCAAACCUGAGAUUUAUGGCAAGCAAGACUUCAAACGCCCCCACGAACCACCAUUGGCCAGCUCAUCUUGCCCUCCUCCUCCACAACCAUUUCGGCAUGGACUGAGGCUGCAGACAAUGCAGGCAGGCCACCACUAUGCCAUGCUACCUUACUGCACCUGGCACAUUGAGCAAGACGCAUCUAUCCGUCUCCCACGCCUGGACUGGGGAACAUGUCGAUGUCCGGAUCAAGGAGACAGUCAACCACUCAGAGCUUCCCUCUUCGUCUCUGUGCAAACGGCCGGACCACCAUGA
This is a messenger RNA of Neurospora hispaniola, 492 nucleotides long. RefSeq lists its product as uncharacterized. Lineage: Eukaryota; Fungi; Ascomycota; Sordariomycetes; Sordariales; Sordariaceae. The coding region runs from base 1 to 492 and encodes 163 amino acids. The record is from RefSeq and is a predicted model, not a curated record. The transcript is spliced from 3 exons.